UGCGAGGACCCUGAGGAAGAAAGGGUUGGAGCUGGGGAAAAGGGGUUAAAUCUGGUCAUUAUGGCGAAGGGUGCUGUGUCUUUUGGGACCCUCCAAGCUCAUCUGAACAGCGGUAGGGUCUGCUGUAAUCAGAAGUCAACGGGGCGCUUGCGCGGGGAGCAUGACAGGGGGAAGGACCUCGUGUGAAACGAUUCCCCGGCGGAUCCCAUCCUCGUCGUUGAAAAAUGCAGAGGUCUUAAUUUCGAAAACGUGGCGCGCUGGCACCGGCCUCGCUGGCGACGUGCGGCGGACACGUGGCAAAACGUGGUCGGCUGACGUGUGGUGGCGGACACGUGUCGCAAGGGAAGGGAGCUUGCGACGCCUAUGUGUUUGCGCGGGAAGGAGAUCGACGGCGUUCUCGGCGCGCAGUGUCGAUCGAUCCACUUUGCAAUCGGAUCUACCGCCGUGGAGGCGUCAUGGCAGAUCCCGAUUGAUUGCGACAGACAGCUGGAGGAGAAGAUCGAGAUCGACUAGAAAUAAUGAGGACGGGUAUGCUCAGCAAGACGAAGACUUACAGAACGAAGACGUGCAAAGUGAAGAUUCCGGCAGAACGAUGGUUGCUGCGGGUGAUUGGGACACGAUGGAAGAAUGGGACAGUCGGUACUUGAGGGAGAUGGAUGUGGAAGGUGGGACAGCCGUAAGGGCUGGGGAACUAGUGACGGGUGCUCCUGGCACGAAGGAUGGUGGGAAUGACCGGCGAGGACGAAUGAGUUCGCGGGGUGAGCGGCGGAGACGGUAUCGGCAGGUUUUUGGUGUCGACGUCUCGGCCGACAAUGUGGCUAUAUCUUUGGUUUAUUUUGUUCAAGGUGUCAUAGGCCUUUCGAAACUGGCGGUCACAUUUUUCUUGAAGGAUGACUUAGGACUCGAUCCUGCCGAGGCUGCAAUCCUAUCAGGAGUAACCACUUUCCCAUGGUUAAUCAAGCCACUUUACGGUUUUAUAAGCGACGCUGUGCCUCUUUUUGGGUACCGGAGACGAUCCUACCUGUUCGGAUGUGGGCUUCUUGGAGCCAUGGCUUGGAGUAGCCUUGCCCUGUUUGUCUAUGAUAAGUAUUCUGCAGUACUGGCGAUAUUGCUCAGCUCCUUAUCUGUUGCAUUUUCUGAUGUG
Messenger RNA from Chara braunii, 1144 nucleotides. Lineage: Eukaryota; Viridiplantae; Streptophyta; Charophyceae; Charales; Characeae. The record is from the annotation of a GenBank genome assembly.